Messenger RNA from Macrosteles quadrilineatus (aster leafhopper), 2372 nucleotides. RefSeq lists its product as uncharacterized. Gene Ontology annotation, biological process: centriole replication; ciliary basal body organization; centriole-centriole cohesion. The record is from RefSeq and is a predicted model, not a curated record. The coding region runs from base 48 to 2276 and encodes 742 amino acids. Gene Ontology annotation, cellular component: ciliary basal body; centriole; centrosome. NCBI's taxonomy places the organism in Eukaryota, Metazoa, Arthropoda, Insecta, Hemiptera, Cicadellidae. The transcript is spliced from 14 exons.
AAUGUCUGCACUUCAAUUUUGGCGGCAGUGAUUGGCAAACGUUAGUAAUGCUGGUUUUGCGCUGUCUCGGACAAAGUCAUACUCAGGAAUACUAUAGUCUAGCCCUACUGGACAGCAAGCUGCAGGUGUUAUUGGCAGCCCUGAGGUCCCGUCAAUCUGCUGACAGUGCUGCCAACCUGUGGCAACUGCUGACCGCGUUUCAUUGUGAAUCACCUCAUAGCUUCAUGGGAAUCAGUAUCACACGUAAUACAGUACUCUGCCUCAACAAGAUGUUAAGCCUUACUCAGGACUGGGAGGGGGAGUGUGAGCCCAACAUAAGGUGGCUGUUGCAUGAGGGAGGACUGUGCUCCAGUGGUGAUGUUGUCGUACGAGCUGCUGCCCUCAAUCUCUUGUCAGGUCUGGCUUUGACACCUCGUGGAGCUGUUACACUGCUUGAUACUUGCCCUGACAUCAUUCACUUUACCAUGCGAACAGUAGUGGACCAUUGUGAGGCCAGUGUUGUCCGUGAAUAUGCUGCUAAACUGUUGACAAACAUCAACAAGCAUUCCAUUUGUAAGGAAAUGAUGGUGUCUGCCAGAGAUGUAAACUUGUUCCAAGAGUUUCGUGAGUCAGUGAAUCUUGUAGCUCUUGCAGCUGUUCAAUCACACCUAGAGCAGAGUACUGGGAUGUUACAUACUGACCCGAGGUUUGUCAAAGCAGGCUGCUGGCUUCUCACUAAUCUCCUGGUGUCUGCAGUGGAUGAGAUGCUUCCAUCUGUGUCCUCCAGUGGGCUGACAACAGCACUGUGCAGAACUCUGCAGAGCAUUGAUAGACUAAUGUCUCCGGAGAUAGUGAGCUUGGCUGCAGCAGUGUGCAGACUUUUGGUUGUGUGCUGCGAAGCUGGCUGUGACAUUGCGCAGCUACCUGACUGUGCAGCUGCAAUAAUGAGCUUCUUGGACCCUGACAGUUUUGAUUUUGAUCCCGCAGAGUCUUCAGAGGAGGUCCAGUCACUUUGGCAGGAGACACUGAGGCUGCUGAGCUAUGUGUUGGGCUUUAUGGGUGCUGAGGUAAUCCUCAACUCUGCCUCUGUCACUGUGCUGAGUCAAUGUAUUGCUAUUGUCGACCCUCAGUGCACUUCUCUUCGACUUACCGCACUACAGGCUGUACCUGCUCUAGCCACAUCUCUUACACCAAAUUCAGAAGCUGUCCUGUGUGAGAGUCUGGUAGCCCAGUGGGACAGAGUGAAGGGCAAGGCUAGGCCAGCUCUGUUGGCAGCACUGACAGCUCUGUUAGGACACUCCAGUUUUGCCACUACAACAGCACUCUCCCUGGGACUUGUGGCCUCAGUCAUCACCAGACUCAGAGAGCUUCACCUCACACUCACCAUACAGACCUCCUCUACUGACAAACUCGCUAAGAAAGACCCUCGGAUGGUUGAGAUGCUGCAUCUAGUACAGCUGUUGUCAGCAGCGUUGUACCACAGUGGUGUAGCACGGCGUGAGGCUGCCACUCACGGUGCUGCAGACACUCUACACAAGCUGUGGGCCUGGUGUCAUGCUGAUGACAAGUAUCUCAUAGCUACACUCAACUGUCUCAUCACCUUCACAGCUGACUGCCCCCUAGCUGCAGGUUCACUAGUGCUGACAAGCACAACGCCUGGCACUGGUCAGCGCAGAUCCCCCACAGCCCACUCCCUGGCACAUGCAGUCAUCACCAUGGUCACCAAGGAACGUCACAGUGACGCAGUGACUGGCUGUGCUCUCACACUGCUCAGACACUGCUGUCAGUCCCAGGACACACGCAACGUUAUUAGCAAGAGUGGCCUUCUCUCCAAGUGGUCAGAUUUAUUGUCAGACCGACGCCAAAACAUUGAAGAAGUUCAAGAACUUUGGUUUAAGUUUAUACUCACUUUUACAUUCUAUCCCGAGGGCCAAUUGUCUCUACCUAAAACUGGGGAACUGUUCACUCAGCUGGUUAUGAAUGUUGAGAGUAGUCAAGCUAGAAGCCGAGGCAGAGCUGUAGCAAUCCUGCGUAACUUGGCGACUCACAACUCCAACAAACCUCGACUCCUCAGCAACAAGCGUCUACUGCAGGCAUUGGGGGAGGUUCUGCUGAGUGGAGAGGAGAGAGAACAACAAGAUGUGGCACUGAUCGUGUGGUCCCUAGCUGCCAACAGUCAGAAGGCCAAGGUAGCACUGCGCAGUGUGGGUCUAGUCCAACGACUUACUCUGGCCUCGGCUACAGCGAAUGACAAACAUGUCUUCUCUCUGGUGAUAGACCUACUCCAGCAGGGAUGACAUCAGUUUUACUCUAAAUGCACACUGUGAUUUUUUUGUAUGGUAGUUUUUAUUUUUGUAUUUAUUUAAAAGAUAUAUAAUUAAUUAUAUUUUUAC